This is a messenger RNA of Clonostachys rhizophaga, 1884 nucleotides long. Lineage: Eukaryota; Fungi; Ascomycota; Sordariomycetes; Hypocreales; Bionectriaceae. The record is from the annotation of a GenBank genome assembly.
AUGACGACCGUGCGCAUAUGUGUAUGUGGCGAUGAGUCCACCGGAAAAUCCAGUCUCAUAGCCUCUCUCGUCAAGGAUCAAUUCAUCACCAACAAGAUACAGCCCGUUCUUCCCCAGAUCACCAUCCCUCCGAGCAUUGGGACGCCCGAAAAUGUCACCACCAUCAUUGUCGAUACUUCGGCGCGGCCGCAAGACAGGACCACACUACGCAAGGAGAUACGCAAGUGCAACGCUAUCCUCCUCGUAUACUCCGACCAUUACAGCUAUGAGAGGGUUGCUCUGUUCUGGAUGCCCUACUUUAGGUCUCUCGGUGUCAACGUCCCCGUCGUCCUCUGUGCCAAUAAAUCCGACUUGGCAGGACAUAACAAUACACCCCAGGUAGUCGAGGAGGAAAUGCUCCCUAUCAUGGCGGAGUUUAGAGAGAUCGAUUCCUGCAUCCGGACCAGUGCUCGCGAACACCGCAAUGUCAACGAGGUCUUCUUCCUUUGCCAGAAAGCUGUAACACAUCCUAUUGCGCCACUCUACGACUACAAAGAAGGCCACUUGAAGCCAGCCUGCGUUGCUGCCCUAAAGCGAAUCUUCUACCUAUGCGACAAGGAUCAGGAUGGUUAUCUUAACGACGAGGAACUGCGAGACUUCCAAGCGAAAUGCUUUGAUAAACCACUCACUAGUGAUGAUCUCGAGAAUAUCAAGGCAUCUAUCGCGAAAUCAAUUCCAACAUCUGCUAUAGAGAAGGGGAUCGAUCAGCAAGGCUUCCUGCAGCUCAACACUAUAUAUGCCGAGAAGGGGCGUCACGAGACAAUCUGGAUCAUUUUGCGCAAAUACCAGUAUACGGAUAGUUUGAGCCUUGCGGACAAAUUUCUACGCCCGAAGCUCGACGUCCCGGAAUAUUCGUCUGCUGAGCUAAGUCCGGCGGGGUACAGAUUCUUCGUCGAUCUCUUUCUUCUGUUUGAUAAAGAUAAUGACGGCGGCUUGAACGACCUCGAGCUGGAGGCUCUUUUUGCGCCAACGCCUGGGCUGCCAACGUUCUGGACUGAGUCAUCUUUCCCAUCUUCUACUGUUCGCGACGAGGCCGGUCACGUAACUCUACAAGGCUGGCUUGCUCAGUGGAGCAUGACCACUUUUCUCGAGCCAAAGACCACGAUUGAAUAUCUUGCAUACCUCGGCUUUGAACCACAACAUCCAAAGGAGAACCUCACUUCUGCACUUAAGAUAACAAAGCCAAGGAAGAGAAGAAGACGUCCGGGCCGCGUUGAGAGGAAUGUAGUGAUGUGUUAUAUCCUGGGUGCUCCUGGGGCAGGAAAGUCCUCUCUUCUUGAUUCAUUCUUGAAUCGUCCAUUCGAAGGCCUUCAUCGCCCAACCAUCAAACCCCGGCGGGCAGUGAACAGUGUGGAGCUCCCUGGUGGGCGACAGGUCUACCUUAUUUUGGAAGAGCUCGGCGAGCUGGAGCCUGCAAUUCUCGAAAACGAGACAAAACUAGAUGCUUGUGAUCUCAUCUGCUAUGCUUAUGACUCGUCUGAGCCGGAUUCAUUCUCUCAUAUCGUAGAGAUGCGCUCCAAGUAUCCACAUCUUGAUGAAUUGCCAUCCAUCUACACUGCUCUCAAAGCCGAUAGGGAUAAGACGACCCAGAGAAGCGAGCUACAACCUGACCAGUAUACUUCCUCGCUGAAUAUGAGCACUCCUCUCCAUGUCAGCGUGAAAUGGAACAGCAUCGCUGAGCUUUUCGUGGCCCUGGCCGACACAGCAACGAACCCAAGUAAUGGCUUCCCGAAGAGCGAGGAAGAAGCACCGGACAGAACCAGCUUAUACAUGGCUCUAGGUGCCACGACAUGUGCAGGGAUUGCAGCACUCAUGAUUUGGCGUCGAGCAACAAACACGAUGUAA